Molecule: messenger RNA, 975 nt
Organism: Angiostrongylus costaricensis
Lineage: Eukaryota; Metazoa; Nematoda; Chromadorea; Rhabditida; Metastrongylidae
Source: the annotation of a GenBank genome assembly
AUGGAGUUUUUAAAUUUGCGUCAUUCCGCUGUGAAUUCAAUCAAAAUAGUUUGGCCAGUGAAAAUUAAGAUUUUAGCAGCAGAUUUUGUGCAGGUCAUCAACACAGUUUCGAAUUUUGACACACUAACAAAUGGUACGAAAGUGUACAACCUGCUGGCAAUCACCGACAUGGACAAGGACGCCAAAUCCGAGGAAGACUGGACGUGGCGUGCAGUGACAAGGAGUGGAAAAUUGGUCAUCACUAAGGAUAAAAGGAACGUCUCGAUAACUUGGAAUCUGGGCUCGGAUCGCAAUCUUACCACACAUUUAAAUGCAAAAGGACGUGCGAUGGAGUUGUCGGAUUUGUCUGAGUUUAAUGGUCGACUUAUUUCACCGGACGAUAAGACAGGAAUGCUCUACGAAAUUAAAAACAAUAAGGCGAUUCCGUGGUUGUUCCUUAAUUCUGGACCAGGUAAUACCACACAUGGGAUGAAGGCUGAAUGGACAACUAUAAAAGGAAGAUAUCUCUACGUUGGUGGUCAUGGAGCGGUAAGAAGCAUUGACUGGAAGGGCGUCUACGGAAGGAUCCGUAGAGCUGUCAAUAUCACUGCACCCGGUUAUUUAACUCACGAAGCAGUACAAUGGUCUCCACAGCGCCGAAAGUGGUUUUUCCUUCCAAGAAAAGAAUCGAAAACGAUUUACAACAGAAUAGAGGACGAAAGAAAGGGCACCAAUCUGCUAAUUAUCGCAAAUCCGCUUAUCACAAAGUUUAAAGUUGUUAGAGUAGGAAAUCUCACGCACCCUGAGCGCGGAUUUUCGGCUUUCGAAUUCAUUCCUGGAACGGAAGACCGGCUUAUUGUGGCGCUGAAAUCCGAAGAAGUCGACAACCAGCCAACAGCGAGUUACAUUACCGUGUUUGACAUUAACGGUAGUGUCAUUCUCGAUGAUCAGAAACUCGAGCAACAGUAUAAAUUCGAAGGCAUCUACUUUGUUUAA